AUCACUAAACGUCGAAUCGAGAAUUUCUUUAUUCAACGGAGCUUCUUAUCCGGUACUAUAAAACCUGCCACGAGUUGGCAUUGUGAGGGAGAAUCCAUCUUGAAGGACUGUCUCCGGCUCCGAUAAUUUGAGCAAUAAAGGAUUAUUCCGUCACCAUGUCUGACACCGAGCAGCAGUUCAUGGAAACCUCCGAAAAUGGAAACGGCGAAGAGGAUCUUAACGGAGCAGAGACGGCUGAACAACCAGAACUCGCAGAAGAACCCGAAGAGCAAGAAGAGGCUGUGGCCGAAACAGCGGCCGCGGCGGAGGAGGAGGAGGAGGAUUCGCAAAACGGCGCUGCAGAAGGCGGGCAGAUAAACGCCAGCAAGGGCGAGGAAGAUGCAGGGAAAAUGUUUGUUGGUGGACUUAGUUGGGACACCAACAGGAAAGACCUCAAGGAUUAUUUCUCCAAAUUUGGUGAAGUAACAGACUGCACCAUUAAGAUGGACACAAACACGGGACGGUCACGAGGCUUCGGGUUCAUCUUGUUCAAAGAUGCCUCUAGUGUGGACAAGGUGCUUGAACAGAAAGAACACAGGCUAGAUGGACGACAGAUAGACCCCAAAAGAGCAAUGGCCAUGAAGAAAGAACCCGUGAAGAAGAUCUUUGUUGGGGGCCUUAACCCAGAGACAACGGAGGAGAAGAUCCGAGAGUACUUCGGACCAUUUGGAGAGAUUGAGUCCAUUGAGCUCCCAAUGGACCCAAAGACAAACAAAAGGAGGGGCUUUGUUUUCAUAACGUUCAAGGAGGAGUCUCCAGUGAAGAAGGUCCUUGAAAAGAAGUACCAUAACGUUAGUGGAAGCAAGGUAACAAACGGAAAGGACGGCCUUUGUGAGAUUAAAAUUGCCCAACCCAAGGAGGUGUACCAGCAGCAGCAGUUCGGCGGUCGAGGUGGCGGCUAUGGCAGGGGCAGGGGCCGUGGUGGUCAGAGCCAGAACUGGAACCAGGGUUACAAUAACUACUGGAACCAGGGCUAUGGCAACCAAGGCUAUGGCUACGGUGGACAGCAGGGCUAUGGUGGCUAUGGGGCUUAUGGCAACUAUGACUAUUCACCCGGAUACUAUGGCUAUGGCGGCGGCUACGAUUACAACCAGGGAAACACAAGUUACGGAAAAUCCCCCAGACGUGGUGGCCACCAGAGUAGCUACAAGCCAUACUGAUCACAUAGUACAGGACUUAGGCGAUUUGACGCGAGUGCCCGUGGUUCGACGGACCCGGGGGCCUGACUUUCCGUGUGGAGUUGGCAGAAUUACAGACUCAUGCUCCAUUUGUACAGAACAAUGGCGGAAUCGGGGGCGGGAAGCAAUUGUCACUUUUCCACUUUUUAUUUUAUAUUGUUUUUGUGUCCAUGUACAUUUCCAGCAAUGGAAGUGUUAUUUUUACUGUACUUUUUGGUACCUUUUUUGAAUAAUGUAUUGUAUGGUUGUAUUUUACAUGUCUGGAAUUACCACAACCAAGAUCAGAGCUACCAGAGCUUUUGAAAUAAACAAUUUUGAGUAAUUUUUUUUCAGUGUUCCUAGAUUUGCUUUAUUUUUUGUGCUGAGUCUUGAUGCAAGUUGCAUGGCUUCUGAAGGGGAGGGUGGGGUUGGGUGGGGGGGUGUGGAAGAAAGGGGAGGGGUGUAUGAUGUAAAAGGGAUUUAACUAGUUGGAUUUAAUUGUAAGCUUAACUAGUAAAUGUGUCAGCAAAUUGGUUAGUAGAUGAGGGCAGCCAGCUUUGUUUUUUGUUUUUUUUGGCUUUUAAAAAAAAGAAAAAAAAAACUGACUUUGACUUUGAUCUUUGUCUAUACGUUUAAGUGGCUUUGAUAGUGUUAAUAACCUAAGAAUCGAGAUUGCGCCUGCAAAUGUAAGAGGGCAUUCCCUCUCUCACUGGAUAUUUCCUUUUCUCUAGUGUCUUGGGCAAUUAUUAGAAAUAAACUUUUGGUUUAAGA
Anguilla anguilla (European eel) is the source of this 1967-nucleotide messenger RNA. Its product is annotated as heterogeneous nuclear ribonucleoprotein A/B-like. Gene Ontology annotation, biological process: regulation of gene expression. NCBI's taxonomy places the organism in Eukaryota, Metazoa, Chordata, Actinopteri, Anguilliformes, Anguillidae. The transcript has 9 exons. Bases 156 to 1199 code for a protein of 347 amino acids. Gene Ontology annotation, cellular component: nucleoplasm. Gene Ontology annotation, molecular function: RNA binding. The record is from RefSeq and is a predicted model, not a curated record.